GCACCGAGCCCAAGGUUGAAUAGAUUAAAAGGAUUUAUGAGCAGCACUAUUUAAGUAAUGGAGAGGACAGCCACAGGUUGAAAGCUGUUACAGAUGUUUAGAGAGUAACAGAAGAAUCAAGGUUCACAGCAACAACAAAGCUCUACAGGCGUCUGUGCUGCACCCGGCAGAGUAUGCAGCUGGUUGUCAUGGCAGCAGUGCUGGCACUGCUGGGGGCAGGGCAGGGCUGCAGCUUCGGCUGUCAUCUAACCAACGUCAGCAUCCCCGUGGAGAGCUGUGGCAACACCGAGAACGUCUACACCACCAUAUGUGAAGGACAGUGCUACCACAAGGAUCCGGUCUACAUCGGCCAUCAUGACUGGGUUGAACAGAAGAUCUGUAACGGGGACUGGUCCUAUGAGGUGAAACACAUUAAAGGAUGUCCUGUGGGUGUCACCUACCCUGUGGCCAGAAACUGCGAGUGUACCGCGUGUAACACAGGAAACACGUACUGCGGGCGCUUUCCUGGAGACAUAUCCAGCUGUCUGUCCUUUUAAAGAAACCUGUCAUCUAUCCUACAUUUACUUAUCUUUGUUUCACUUGACUUGGUACUAAAAUAAACAGGUAUCACUUAA
Messenger RNA from Siniperca chuatsi (mandarin fish), 614 nucleotides. It is a transcript of the gene fshb, whose product is annotated as follicle stimulating hormone subunit beta. Gene Ontology annotation, biological process: G protein-coupled receptor signaling pathway; ovulation. The record is from RefSeq and is a predicted model, not a curated record. Gene Ontology annotation, cellular component: cytoplasm; extracellular region. NCBI's taxonomy places the organism in Eukaryota, Metazoa, Chordata, Actinopteri, Centrarchiformes, Sinipercidae. The transcript has 3 exons. Gene Ontology annotation, molecular function: hormone activity. The coding region runs from base 174 to 536 and encodes 120 amino acids.